Trichoderma harzianum CBS 226.95 is the source of this 858-nucleotide messenger RNA. RefSeq lists its product as hypothetical. Bases 1 to 858 code for a protein of 285 amino acids. NCBI's taxonomy places the organism in Eukaryota, Fungi, Ascomycota, Sordariomycetes, Hypocreales, Hypocreaceae. The transcript is spliced from 2 exons. The record is from RefSeq and is a predicted model, not a curated record.
AUGGCCUGUACCUCACCGUCCAAAGAUGUAUUGAGGGCUAUCUACCCGAGUUAUCUAGGAAAUUUACCACUUUCACUACUCAAAUCUACGCUCGAGCUACUCAACUCCUUACUCCUGAUGUCAUUUUUGCGCCCUCUUGGGACUUUGCGCCCUCUCAAACCUGGCGCCCUCUAUGGCUUCACGCCUUCUAAGUUGCAGCGCCCUCCAAAAACAUCAUCAGAAUUAUUAAUGCUUCUUGGUUAUCCCGGUCACCAUCAACCAACCAUUACUGUUGAUGUCGAGAAGUUUAAAAGUGUCAUCCAAGGACUGCCAGGCACCAACCCUGACGACAGAGGGUAUUUUGACUACGAUAGGACGUGGCUAGAGGCAAGAGAUGGCUCGGUCAUAAAAGAAUACAAGCAAAAUCGCUCUUCUUUCAAAGACCACGUCCGCACCACUCAAUGGGACGAUCUACAACUCACAUACUUCAUCAGUUACGCGAUGUGCAACUACUUAUCCAUCCCGUUUCUCUUUAUUCGCCCCGAUUUCACAACCCGCGAGCUGGAACCGCAUACCGAAGGCAGAGACAACUGGCGCGUUUUGGAAGUAACAUAUCCAGAUGGAUUUCCGACGCAUACCAAAGUUCAAAAGUUUUAUUUCGAUGACAAAGACUUUCUCUUGAGAAGGAUGGAUUAUGUCACCGAUGUUGCGAAAGGAGUAGCCGCUCAUUAUUGUUGGGAUCACAAGAACAUCGAUGGACUGGUUUUCCCGACACUGAGGCGUAUUGUCCGAAGAAAUGGAGAUGUUGCCGUAUUCAACGGGCCAUCAGGAUUUGUAAUUGAUUAUACCAAUGUAGUUAUCCAUGAAAAGGCAGCUUGA